AAUAAUACACAGUUUUUGGUGGUAACUGCAAAACAAGUUCUUGAGAAGCUUAAGAGUCAAAUUGCAAUAAACUCUGAAAAAGAUAAAUUAGACCAUGACAAAGGAAAGAAUGCUAUGUUUGAACUUGGUAAAAAGGUCCAUGAAGUUCAAGCAAAGGUUGAAAAUUUAAUCAUUGUAAAAGAGACAAUGAAUUUUUUUGCAUAUCUUGUACCAAAUAUUCUUAUAGAGUAUAGA
Molecule: messenger RNA, 234 nt
Organism: Dentiscutata erythropus
Lineage: Eukaryota; Fungi; Glomeromycota; Glomeromycetes; Diversisporales; Gigasporaceae
Source: the annotation of a GenBank genome assembly